GGGAAAUCAACAGAAUAUUAUUAUUAUUAUUAUUUCUAUUAUUAUUUGAAGAUAAAAAUUGAUAUUUUUUUUUUUAAAUUAAAGGUCAUAUCAGUUAACAGCAUUUAACAAAACACAGUCAUGUUCAUUCUCAAGAGUCAAGAUUUUUACUUUGAUUAAGCUUGACGACAAUUCAUCGUUCCACAGUCUACAAUAUCCUAUAUUCCUAUACUCAUUGGAUUGAUAUAAAAAACGAAAAUAAAAAGAAGCAAUUCUACCGACCGGUUUCUAUUAUAAUUAUUAUUGAAUUUCGAGUAAAUUUCUUGGCUCUUGGUAUCGUCAAGCAACAUAAUAUGUACGUGAAUCGAAAUUGCAAUUGAGUGAAUCUAACUUGCAUGUGUACAGUUGUUUUAUUUUUAAAAAAAAAUACUCGAGUAAAUGCUGAUAAUUUUUUGUGCAACUUAUUAUAAUGAUGAUAGCUGAUUUAUUCGUAUUUCAUAAUCAUCAGAAAAACUGAUAGAGCUAUAUGAUACUCCAAAAAUAAUAUUGAAGAAGCAACAGAAGCUGCUUUCUACAUAUUACAAUUUAUCAUUAUUUUUUUUUCAAUUAAAUUUGAUAAUAAAUAUCAAUUUUUUUAUCAACAGUAAUUAUUUUUUGUAAUUUGUUAUGAGUGAAGAAUCUCUACCAUCUACGAAUGGAGGAAAUGAAGAGCAUGUUGAAUCACAUGGAAUACUAUCAAAGUAUUUCAAAUGGGUACGAUAUGUUUCGGUGGAACCAACAAUGUGGCUUUACAUGAUGGCCUUUAUGACAACAACUGUUAUUGAACAGUCACUUUUCAGCUACAAAGCAUGCAGAGUUGAUCAUAAUUUAACUGAAGAAAUAUGUAGAAAUCUUACAGCAAAUAACGCUUUAAAAGAAAAAGUUCAGAUAACAGUUUCUAAAUUUCAUCAGUGGAAUGAUAUUUCUGGUCAUGUGGUACCAAUUAUAUUGGCAUUAUUUUUGGGCAAUUGGAGUGACAGAAGAGGCAGGAAAUUACCCCUUGUAAUUGGAUUAACUGGUAAAGCAAUAUAUUCUGGAAUGGUUGUUGUAAAUAUGUUACAGCCAAAUUGGAAUUUAAAUAUGAUAGUUUGGACAGCAACAAUACCAUCGGGAAUGCUUGGUGGUGAUGUUGCCAUAUUUGCAAGUUGUUUUGCCUAUAUUGCUGAUGUAUCCUCACACAAACAAAGAACACUCAGGGUCACAAUCCUUGACAUUGCCUACUUGAGUGCAAUGCCAACAGGUAUAUAUCUUGGAUCAUAUUUGUAUAAUAAAGUUUUUGAUAAAUCUUAUACAAUAAUGUUUGCGAUAAAUACAUCACUACUUGUAUUGUCCAUAAUAUAUUCAUUGAUUUUUUUAAAAUGGCAAACUAAUGAACGCCAAAAGCCAGUUGACACCAAAAAUAUAAUAUCAGAUUUUUUUGAUAAAGACCAUGUAAUUAGUACAUUUAAAACUAUUACUAAAACACGACCAAAAUUUGGUAGACUACAUCUUUGGAUAUUAUUUAUUGCUAUGAUACUCUAUAUGUUUCAACGUGCUGAAACUCAAAUGAUUUUUUUAUACACUCAACGUGUUUUUAACUGGGAUGUUACAGCCAAUAGUUAUUUUCGAGUAUAUAAAUCAUCUUUGUUAAUCAUUGCUAUGCUUAUUGUUGCUCGGACUUUGGAUGGAGUAAUAAGAGACACGUACAUUGUGGCUCUUGGGGCAUUGUCCCAUGCUAUUGGAAGAGUUUUAUUUGCCACUGCUAAAACAACAACAGUAUUUUAUAUUGGUGCUAGUUUUGCUGCAUUUGGACCAAUUGUUGCUCCAACAUUACGAUCAAUGACAUCAAAAGUUGUACCAGCUCAUGAACGAGGUAAAGCUUUUGCAAUUUUAGCAGUUUGUGAUAAUGCUGUUCCAUUGAUAAGCAGUCCAUUGUACAGUCAGCUCUACAUCAAAACGUUAAAUUAUUUUCCAAGUGCAAUUUAUUGGCUGACAUUUGCAACACAAGUUUCAAUAUUAUUCUUGGCUUUAAUUAUUCGGUGUACAAUGAGGUCAAACGAAGAAGAAUUUGAAGACAAUGAAAAUGAACAAUCAAGUUCAGACAAAAGAACUACUGCUCAAGACAAAACAGAAGAAUGAAAACAACAAAUUAUUUGUCAAUUAAAAUAUUUUAAUUGAUCACCAAGUGGUCACUAGUACUAAUCAAUUAAAUUUAUAAAUUUUUUAAAUUAUCAAAGCCCUUCAUAAUGUUGCUAACCGACUGAUAUUUACUCGAAUAUUACAAACUGUUAUUUACUUAUUCAUUUUAAUUUUUUUUUUUUUUUUAAUUUGAGAUUAUAUAGAUGGUUGAAUAUUUUGAAUAUUUUUUAAAUUAUUAAUUUUUUUAAAAGACAUAAAAAAUAAAUAAAUAAUUUGAUAAUAUUUUUUAUAAACUUUUUAAUUGAAUUGUAAGUUCAUGAUAGAAUUUUAUGUGCCAUAUCAUCAAAUAAAUGUUGAAUAUAAUUCACGUAAUGCAUUGAAUUGCAUAACAAGUAUUUUGCAGUUAAAAUUUCUUCACUGAAAAUCAUGUUUUUUUUUUUUUCCAACUUAAAGAAAACAAAAUGUAAUAAAGCACGUAUCAUAAUUAUAAUAUUUAGCACAAACAGUGUAAAGAUAUUAAAAAUAUAAUUAAAAAAUUCAAGGCAAUUUCCUUGUUUUUCAUC
This is a messenger RNA of Aphidius gifuensis, 2699 nucleotides long. Its product is annotated as proton-coupled folate transporter-like. Gene Ontology annotation, molecular function: transmembrane transporter activity. Bases 646 to 2136 code for a protein of 496 amino acids. The record is from RefSeq and is a predicted model, not a curated record. Gene Ontology annotation, biological process: transmembrane transport. The transcript has 9 exons. NCBI's taxonomy places the organism in Eukaryota, Metazoa, Arthropoda, Insecta, Hymenoptera, Braconidae. Gene Ontology annotation, cellular component: membrane.